ACAGGCUUUGCCACUCUGUGCCUGCCGCCGUGCCGUUCACUUCGGAUUCAGGUCGGACACCCCGUCUUAACCUUUCGCCACCUCGCCGCUUUUCGUUCCUCCGCACAGCCAUGAGGACCGCCGCCGCUGCCAUGGUGAUGUCGUGCCUGAUGAUGAUGUUGCAGGCAGACGUGAAGCCGCAGAGAGACUUCAGCCUGCAGAGGUUUGCAGGGAAAUGGUACCGCGUGGGCUUCGCCUAUGACGCCCCAGGAUUCGCCCCCUACAGAGACAAAGUGAAGGUCUCAAUGGGCAUCAUCACUCCGCUGCCAAGCGGCAACGCUAACCUCACAAUGUGGGACGCCACGCCUCUGGGGUGUUUGAGCCAAGUGUACCAGUACGAGAAGACCAGCGUACCUGGACAGUUCACCUACUUCAGCACGCGCCAUAACAUGGUGAAGGACAUCACAGUUGUGGACACCAACUACACUGAAUACGCUUUUGUUCUCAAGCACAGGGUGUUCAACAGAGAGUUCACACAGGUGGCUCUUUAUGGUCGCACUCGGAGACUCAAGAACGAUGUGAUUCAGAGGUUUACUGCCUACGCUUUGUCCCACGGUUUCCCCAGAGAGUCCAUUGUGCUUCCACCUCCAGCAGAAAAUUGCCCUCCAUCAGGAACCAGACGUUAGGUUUCCCACCGCUCCUGAUAUGAAGGCGUGUAUUCUGACGUGGUGCUCCAGCUCGUCUAGAUCGAACUGUCUUCCAGCCAACAUAAUUCUUCUUAUAUGUAGCUGAUGGAGUUUAUAUUUCAGCCUCUUGAUUUUACAUAUUUGCCACCUUUAGUAGCAUCAGUAAUUAUAAUCUUAGUUAGCAUAUGUUUACUUUUGGUUCAUUAUUCGCUUUCUUUUUUUAUGAUUUUACUCUUAUGUAGUGUUUCUGCACAAUGCUAUUCCUGAAGUAAAACAUCUUAGCAGCUCUUCCACCGUAAAAUAAUCAGUUAUGUUGUUUCUUUGUGUACUUAAAUAAAUAUCCAACCUGAGACCAAG
This is a messenger RNA of Mugil cephalus (flathead mullet), 1022 nucleotides long. It is a transcript of the gene ptgdsa, whose product is annotated as prostaglandin D2 synthase a. The transcript is spliced from 7 exons. Gene Ontology annotation, molecular function: small molecule binding. The record is from RefSeq and is a predicted model, not a curated record. The coding region runs from base 111 to 665 and encodes 184 amino acids. Lineage: Eukaryota; Metazoa; Chordata; Actinopteri; Mugiliformes; Mugilidae.